Messenger RNA from Lycium barbarum (goji berry), 1773 nucleotides. RefSeq lists its product as uncharacterized. The transcript has 7 exons. The coding region runs from base 40 to 1086 and encodes 348 amino acids. NCBI's taxonomy places the organism in Eukaryota, Viridiplantae, Streptophyta, Magnoliopsida, Solanales, Solanaceae. The record is from RefSeq and is a predicted model, not a curated record.
GUUUUAAUUUCAUGCCCCAACAGACUGAAGUGUGGAGCAAUGAGUAAUUUGGCUUGUCCAUGGCUUUGUGGAGCCUAUGCUUAUCCUUCUAAAUUCUGCAAUUUCCUAUCUUCCAAAGACACUACUACCACUAUCAUAUAUUGUAGCAAUUCUCAAUUUACACCUCCAGGACCCGGACCCGGCCCGGGAUUAUCACAAAAUGAUCUCAAAUUUGUCCUUCAUGAUGCUCUUGAUGCGUUUGGUGUCAAUACUACCCAUGCCCGUAUAGCAAGAGAAGGUUUCUGCUCUCAAAUUCGGAAAUUAUCAGAUAUUGAGAGAGAAACGAGUAUUUGCAUAAAUAGAGGGGUUGAUUUAGGAAAAGCUGCACUUCAUAUAGCAGCUGAGGAUGAUUCCCUUGUUUCACACUCCUCUGUUCCGCUACCUGUUGAUGAUUUUGUGGAGAGAUUGGAUCAUCUUUCGAUAGAAUAUUGCACGCGUUAUAGCUCUUCGUUUACAUCCUCUCCAGAACACUUCAUUCACUGUUUAGAAAAGUACUUGUACGUUAAUAAGGGUUUCCGAAGGUCUGGUGCGACGAAUCAAUCAGAGCCGCGUGCUCUUUAUCUUCACUCAGUUUUAACACAUCGUUGUGGUUCUGCUUCACUACUUUCCCUUCUAUACUCAGAGAUAUUAAAGAUGCUGCGCUUGUGGGGCCUUUUAAGUUUUGAUAUUGAGGUUUUCUUCCCUCACGAUUCUUCGAGCUCCCCUCGAGGCUAUUGCAAACAAAAAACUAAAGAAUCUGAUCAAUCACAUGUCAUGACUGCACAAUCGUUGCUAGAGGAGAUGCUGAAAGAUUUGAAGGAUGCUUUCUGGCCAUUUCAGCUUGAUCAUACUAAGAGUCCUUUCCUGAGAGCAGCACGAGCUGCCAACUGUUUGGAAAGUACCAACAAUUCAGAAGAAAGUGCAUUCGAGCUUGCAUCUGUCAAGGCUUCUCUGCAUCGGCUAGAGCGUGGUGUUUGGACCAAUGUUCGUUUUGGGGACAUGAGACGUGCACUCUCUGGAAGCUAUUAUGGUCCAAAAAUAGGCUGGAGGACAAUUACUUCUGCCUGAACUUCUAUGUUUCACUUCCGUUUUAUAAUUUGUGCUGAUAAGAAAUUAUGGUGAGUUGACUGGAAACCAGUGCCAGCCUUUUUUUUUUGAUGGUUCAUGUGUUUUUUCAGACUAAUCUAAAGAGUUUGGGACAUCCUCCUUUAAAGUGAUAUAAAACGCUUCCCAAUCUUCAGUUUGAAGUUUUAAUGUGCUUUCUUCUGAUAUUAUCCCAGAGGCUUUUUAUUACUAGGAACCCGUUUGGAUUGGCUUAUAAGUUGGUCCAACCAGCUUAUAAGCCAUUUUUUACUUAUUUGGGUGUUUGGUAAAAUUGAAAACAACUUAAAUUAAGUUAAAAAGUGCUUAAAAUAAGCCAAAAUCAAGAAGUUGCUCAACCCCAACUUAUUUUUUUUUUGGCUUAAAAGACAUUUUGGUUUGACCAACAACUUUGCCCUUUUAUCCCUUAUAUUUUCUGUUAAUUCCAAUAUUACCCUUCUAAAAACUCUUUAAGCACUUUUAUCCAAACACUUAACUGCUUAUUUAUAAAAUAACUUUCGGCACUUAAAAAGUACUUUAAGCACUUAUGAUUAAAAGCCACUUUUUUUCGGCUAAUCCAAAUGGGCUCUAGGUAUACAAUUUGUCUGGUCUAUAUUUGCCUGUUAUGAUAUUUAUUCUCUUGGCAGCAUGUGAACAUCUUAUCCUCUUGCAAAC